This is a messenger RNA of Rhodotorula toruloides NP11, 237 nucleotides long. RefSeq lists its product as uncharacterized. NCBI's taxonomy places the organism in Eukaryota, Fungi, Basidiomycota, Microbotryomycetes, Sporidiobolales, Sporidiobolaceae. The record is from RefSeq and is a predicted model, not a curated record. The transcript is spliced from 4 exons. Bases 1 to 237 code for a protein of 78 amino acids.
AUGGGACUCUGCUUCUCCCGCCCGUUCGCUCCUUCCAGGCGCCACCACCACCAUGUUGUCGUCACCUCUCCUCCUCCCCCUCGCCACCGCCACAUGCAUCACACCGUGUCCGUCCAUCCCGCGCCGCGCGGACCUACCUUCGGACCGGGACCUGGGUACGGACACGGACCGCCGAGGACGGUGGUGGUGACGCAGGGAGGCGGACCAGGGAUGGGAAGGAGGAGGAGGAGGUGGUGA